Molecule: messenger RNA, 3481 nt
Organism: Sinocyclocheilus grahami
Lineage: Eukaryota; Metazoa; Chordata; Actinopteri; Cypriniformes; Cyprinidae
Product: RNA-binding protein 10-like
Exons: 17
Coding region: 511-2400 (629 amino acids)
Biological process (GO): mRNA splicing, via spliceosome
Cellular component (GO): nucleus
Molecular function (GO): RNA binding
Source: RefSeq, a predicted model, not a curated record
CAUUAUGAAGUACAGCUUGAAUGAGGGAAGUUGUCGUUUAUUUUUUAGCAUUCAGCUCCUCAAAGAUUUAUUUUUUGCUCCGGUUUAAUAAUACAUUCAGGUCUUUAUUCUACAUGUUCUGUCAUCGCUGUAUGAGUUUGCUUUUGUGAAACUUCUGUCUGGAUGUUUUAUUUAUGGCUUAAUGUGGGUUUUCAGGGUGGGCAGGAGUGAGCGUGACAUGUUUGUGUUCUCCUGAAUGGGGGAGGUUGAGGCUUCUGGCCGGAGAGGGUGUCUGCACACACUCUCUCACACGCAGGCCGGUGCGUCUUUCUGAGUCCUCUCAAGCUGAUGGUGAUAUCUGUCUUCCUCUCUCUCUUUUAUCCAGUCUUCUCCUCCCCUCUUGUGUGAGAUGAGGUCUCAAGUGUGCCAAUUCCAUCCUGAAAAUGAUAUUUACCCUCUCUUAUUCUUUUGUCCCCUCUUCCUGUGUCUCACUUUCAGAGAGUGCUCACUAUAUUGGGACAGCGUGUAUCUAUGCACUACAGUGACCCAAAGCCCCGUGCUAAUGAAGACUGGCUCUGCAAUAAGUGUGGAGUACAGAACUUCAAACGAAGAGAAAAGUGUUUCAAAUGCGGAGUUCCUAAAUCAGAGGCUGAGUUGAAACUGCCUCUGGUGCCAAAGAGUUUACCUCUGGGGGAAUUAAAGGACUCAGCUCAGGGUUUACUGCCCCUUCCUGCCAUAUACCAGACAGCAGCUCCACUAGUCAACUUAAGUUCCUCGUCCCCGGCUGCCGAGGUGGCCAAUGACACUCUGAUUUUGAGGAAUCUGGGACCCCAUACAACGCUGGAGGCCAUUUUGUCUGCUCUUGCCCCGUUUGCUACUCUCUCACCUUCAAAUGUACGGCUCAUCAAAGACAAACAGACGCAGCUCAACCGAGGGUUUGCUUUCCUGCAGCUCACUACUAUUGUGGAGGCUUCACAGCUGCUUCAGAUCCUCCAGUCCGUGCAGCCUCAUCUCUCUAUCGAUGGAAAGCUCAUUUCUGUGGAGUUUGCCAAGGGUUCCAAACGUGAUGUUUUUCUGACAGAUGGCAAUCGGGUGAGUGUGGCGACGGUAGCGAGUACAGCUAUAGCUGCAGCUCAGUGGGCCGUCACGCAGACGGCCCAGCUCUCGGCAGUAGCUCAGAGCGGUGAUAUCGGUGUGCACCAGCAGGGGGCGGCAGCAGCUGUGUUUGGGCAGGUUGUCAGUGCAGAGACGCAAGCCUUUAAAGGGCGAGUGCCUGCGCUAGUGACCAGCCACACAACAUUAGGUGCUACUGACGGAGGAACAGCCUCUACAGGAGAAACAGGUGCUACCUCCAUAUUGCCGCUCGCAGCAUCCCACACCCAACUUAUCACCACUACAACCUCCACACAAGCCCAUCAGGCCCCGGUGGAAAUCAUUGGGAAACCUCAGCCUGCUACCCCAAACCAGCCUGCCACACCUGGAACCGCUCUGGAGUGCCAGCAGUACCCGGAUCCUGACGUAUCCACGUACCAGUACGAUGAGAGCUCUGGCUAUUACUACGACGCUCUUACAGGCCUCUACUAUGACCCAAAUUCACAGUACUACUAUAAUGCCCAUACGCAGCAGUACAUGUACUGGGAUGGGGAAAGACACACGUAUGUUCCUGCCUCGUCACAGACGUCCGAUGACACCACAGACGCUGCGGCCGCAGGAGCCAUCUCUGACCUUACAGGUGCUCCCAACAGCAGCAAGGACAAGAAGGACAAGCCCAGGAAUAAGACGGCACAGCAGAUCGCUAAAGACAUGGAGCGGUGGGCCAAAAGUCUGAACAGGCAGAAGGAGAAUGGGCGAGUACUGAGCACUAACUCUCGACUGAUGGCACAGGGGAGACCCGAUGACAGACGGGAAUCUGCCAGCGCUGAUGCCGGCUACGCCGUCCUGGAGAUGAAGGAUGCCUUGCUGGAGAGACCUCAGAUUCUGAUGGAACAGAUCAAACAUCCAGAAGAGAGAGAAAGUCCUCCUCAGAGUCUGGUGGCAGGAUACAGUGGAGAGACAGACAGUGAGGAGGAGGCUGGAGAGCGAGAGGAGAGGCUGACAGACUGGUCUAAAUUGGCCUGUCUGCUGUGCAGGAGACAGUUCCCCAGUAAAGAGGCUCUGAUCAGACAUCAGCAGCUCUCUGAGCUACACCGGCUAAAUCUGGAGCAGAGGAGAGCCAGACAGGCUCAGUCAGAGACACAAGAGCGAUCAGAAACCGAGCUGAAAUACAGGGACCGGGCAGCAGAAAGAAGAGAAAAAGGGGCCAUCCCACAAGCACCAGAUGCAAAAAAGAGGAGAUUCAGCCCCGUCGGUGGCGUGGGAUCUCAGAUGCUUCCUGGAAGGAUGGAAAAAGGCCUUUUCACUCGACACGUGCCAGUGGAAUAACGUCGGUCUUUGGACUUCCUUCAGUGCUAAACGAAAUGCCUCGUGAGCAGUUUUUAAUCAUAUGGUGCAGAACACGUGCACAGUAAGAGACCAUCGUCAGGAUGUGUCACAAAGAUGAGAAUGAUGAAAAUAAAAUGACUUUAGGGGAUUCAGGUUGACUUAAAGAACAACCCUCAGGACCCUGAGGAAUACAAAAUAAGCUUCUAAUGAUAGCACACUGUUACUGUAAAUACGGUCCAACUAUGUGACAUUCGUGGACUUUAGCCCAUUGUCGGCUUCCCAGAAAGCAAUUUGUGAAUAUUUAUAGAUGGCAUGAAUUUAUGAAACACUUUGCCUUUCUGGGAAGCUGUGGAAAUGAUGUCAGGGUGGAAAACCGGGAUAAUUCAGAAACUAUUUCAUGUAGUUUCUUCAUCUUUUUUGUCCCUUUAAUUAUGAUGAAUAACAGCCAUCAUGGGCCCUGAGGAGAAGCUUUGCUAGUAAGUGUGCUAUGCAUUUGCAUGUCUUAUUUGACAUGACAGUCUAUGCAGAAAUGACAGACAGCGGCUGUCUGUGUUGACUUGCACAGUAGAUUAGACUUUAGUGAUUAUCUUGACGAAAAGGCACAGCAGAUGAUUAUUGUUUGCCUAUAUUAAUUUUUAUUAACCUGAUUUGCAGUGUAUAUGUGUCGUAUUAUAUGACUUAGACUAUAUAAGCUUUAUAAGAUUAUAUAAGCUGGUGUACAUUUUUUUUUAAAUGUGAAUUUAUGGUGGACAGAGUGAAUUUGUGAGUGUAUGUCCUUAUGAGCACUAAGUGCCAUUAUGGGGGGGUUUUUUGGCGUCGUUUAAUGAAUAGAUUAAAAUCAUGCAAAUGAUUUUCAGAUUCUAAUUUUGCUGAAAUGUCAUCAGAAAAGGCUGAAAGCCCAUUUUGGUUGAUAAUUUUGUUUAAGAAAUGGUUCCUAAUGAAAAAUGAUUGGCAGCUUUUUUUUCCUUCAUUAGUUUAUGUGAAUAUAGAACAUGACGAUUGAGAAUGUGACAUUUUGAAAGGAUUUCAGAGGAUUUUUUUUUACGUUUAUGUCUAAAUGAAGUAAGAGAAUCUCACCAAA